Molecule: messenger RNA, 862 nt
Organism: Stegostoma tigrinum
Lineage: Eukaryota; Metazoa; Chordata; Chondrichthyes; Orectolobiformes; Stegostomatidae
Product: cytotoxic T-lymphocyte protein 4-like
Exons: 5
Coding region: 218-808 (196 amino acids)
Biological process (GO): T cell receptor signaling pathway; regulation of T cell proliferation
Cellular component (GO): external side of plasma membrane
Source: RefSeq, a predicted model, not a curated record
UUUCCAUGAGCCGGUAAAGAGCACAAGAGAAACUUUUCAUAGAAUUGUAUACAAAAUGAUGUCAAAAGCUGUUUCAAGCGAAGAAUUGUAAAACCUCAGACGAAACUGACAGGCUAUCAGAUUGACAGACUAGAUUAAACCUGCCAGGAAACUGUGACACUUAAAGCCAGAAAGUAAGAGGAAAUCAAGCACUCGGUAAUCAAAACUGGUGGAGACAAUGGAGAGGGUGAGCAGCUUGGGGGUCUUCAUCCUGUGCCUUUCUGCAGCUGUCAAACUGAAAGGGUCAAACAUGGGCAUCUUCAAGCUACACUUUGUGAAGGCCAACCAUAGUGGAGAGGCCAGCCUGGCAUGUGGGUUUGAUGGCCGUCAAAUGGGUGAAGAAUUCCAAGUCGUCCUGUAUAAAGGCAUGCAGAGUAAAGACACCGAGGUUUGUACAACUUCCUUCAUCAAUGGUACAAUUAUAGAUUCGGUGAGAAAGGGCCUGUACCACUGCCAAGUUUCGCUGAGUCAGAACAACAUGUCGAUAACCAUCCGGGGCCUCAAUGUGACUGACACAGACAGGUACAUCUGUCAGGUUUUGAAGACACAUCCACCACCAUUUCAUGAGAGCGCUGGGCAAUGGACUAUCAUCUACAUCAACCAGGCAAUCACCUGUCCCGAAGACGGUGAAGCCACUGAGGGGUUCUUGCCGACAAUAAUUCUUAUCGUACUUGCUGCACUACUGCUCCUGUACAGCACAUCCUUGACGUUGUUGUACUGUAAACACAAGAUGAAGGACGAUACUAUUUACAUAAAUGUACGGAAGUAGCAGCAUUGUGGAGUGAUCAGAUGUUCUUCAUCCCUUCAUCUACAGUUCAUGUGA